Glossina fuscipes is the source of this 1110-nucleotide messenger RNA. It is a transcript of the gene mRpL47, whose product is annotated as 39S ribosomal protein L47, mitochondrial. Gene Ontology annotation, molecular function: structural constituent of ribosome. The record is from RefSeq and is a predicted model, not a curated record. Gene Ontology annotation, cellular component: mitochondrial large ribosomal subunit; mitochondrial ribosome. The coding region runs from base 233 to 1078 and encodes 281 amino acids. The transcript is spliced from 4 exons. NCBI's taxonomy places the organism in Eukaryota, Metazoa, Arthropoda, Insecta, Diptera, Glossinidae. Gene Ontology annotation, biological process: mitochondrial translation.
AAAGAAUUAAAAAAGGCUUAAUAUAAAAUAUCUUUGCUCGUUCAUCCAGAUCGUGUACCAGAAGAAGAAAAAUAGACAAAGACAAGAGAGAAUUGUAUGAUGAACAAGGAAUUAUCGAUACGAUUCAAAUACUGCUACAUACAGUAUACGCAGUUAUAAAUAGAAGACGCAACUCUGGCAAUCAGCUGGUUUUGCAUGUUUCUUGUAAGAAAAUAAUUUCAUAUCUUUAAAAAUGCUCGCCCGUAAAUUAAUAAUAAAUCAAAGUAUUCAGUCCUUGUGUCGAAAUAUGCUUAAGUUAAAUAUUCAGCAACAAACUAAUAGAACCGCAGCUUUUCUAUUAAGCAAUAGCAGCUCUCGACGACCGAAACGCUUGUGCUCUACUAUUGUGCCGGCUUUAGGAAAUCGUUAUUUUUCGACUCCAAGUGCCACAAAAAGUUUGAUGGAAUUUUUCGAUGAUUCGAAGAAUUGGAUUGAGAACGAGGUAAAGGUGGGACGAGCUUGGAAAUUAGAUGAAUUGCGCAUUAAAUCCAAUAAAGAAUUACAUCAAUUAUGGUAUAUCUUACUAAAAGAACGUAAUAUGUUAUUAACAAUGGAGCAUGAAUGUAACGACCAAAUGGAAUUAUUUCCCAGUCCUGAACGUUUAGACAAAGUAAAAAUUUCCAUGAAUAAUUUAGAAACGGUUGUGAGAGAACGUAAUAAAGCCUAUCACUUGCUAGAGACAGGCGAAACGGGCGAGAGGCCUCAACGUUUAAUAUCCAAUUGCUUGGGUUUGAGACGUAUAUACAGAUCUAGUGAGCAUGUUUUGCCUCCUUACAUGAAUGUUAAAUGGAUUAAAUCCCGUUCUAUUGGCUAUGGGGGUAGAGCUGUACGCAAAUUUCUUUUACUUUAUCGUGAAAAAUUAUAUAAUGAAAAACGCAAAGCCAAAAACCGAGCUCGCAAUGAAGUAAUGAUGUUACUGAGGCGCAACCCGAAUAUAGAUCGUAACAUAUUACAUAGCAAAUAUCCUAAUGUAAAUAUAGACAAAAUGGUCUCCGAUGAUAAAACUAGAGGGCACUAUUUGCCAAAAAUUGAAGGCUAAUUUGAAUUGAAAUAAAAGCAAACGUUUAUUUA